UCUUCUGCCGGUGGGUCGCAGGCCCGCCUACCUUGCAGGAGUGAUUGGAAGCUCUGUCCCGCCGCGGGCCACUGGGCCUUUUCUGUCCGUGGUCACAGUUCCACCUACCUGGCAGGCGCGGGGGGUGGGGGGCGGCUCUCUAUACAUAUAUCUUAAGGAAUUGACUCAUGCAACUAUGGAAGUUAAGUCCACAAUCUGUAAGGUGGACUGGCAAACUGGGUACUCAAAGAAGAGCCAAUGUUACAGUUCAAGUGCAAAGACCAACAGGCUGGAGAUUCAGAAAAGAGCUGGUGUUGUAGUUCAAGUCCCAAAGCCCAUCUGCUACAGAAUUUCCUCCUCUUCAGGGGAAGUCAGUCUUGUUCUAAUUAGGCCUUCAGCUGGUUGGAUGAGGUACACUGAUAUAUUGGAGGGCAAUCUGGUUUACUCAGAGUUCACCAAUUUAACCUCAUCCUAAAAUACCCCCAUAGAAACCACCAGAAUAAUUUCUUUGUUUGUUUUUUGUUAGUUUUUUGGGUCUAGGGAUUGAACCCAGAGGUGCUUUACCACUAAUCUACAUCCCCAGCCCUUUUUAUUUUUUUAUUUGGAAACAGAGUCUCACUAAGUUUCCUAGGGCCUUGCUAAUUUGCCAAGGCAGGCCUUGAACUUGCAACCCUUCUACCUCAGCCUUCCAAGUCUCUGGGAUUACAGAAGUGUGCCAUGCUGCCUGGCCAGAAUAAUGUGGGUUUUUUUAAUAUUUAAUUUUUAGUUGUAGUUUGACACAAUACCUUUAUUUUAUUUAUUUUUACAUGGUGAUAAGGAUCGAACCCAGGGCCCCGCAUGUGCUAGGCAAGUGUUCCACCACUGAGCCACACCCCCAGCCCCAGAACAAUGUUUGAUUACAUAUCUGGGCACUGUGGUCUAAUCCUAUUGACACAUAAAAUUAACCAGCAUAGGCUUGUAGAAGAUAAUAUAGUGAUGCAUCUUUAUCACUUUGUAUUUGGCUUUGACUUAUUAGAUAUGAUACCUACAGUACAAGUAAAUAAAGAAAAAAAUAAGUAAAUCAUACUUUGAAGUUAAAAAUCUGCAUUGAUACAUGAUCAGGAAAGUGAAAAGAUAACAUACAGAGUAGGAGAAAAUAUUUUCAAUUCAUAUAUCCAAUAAGUCUUUUCCCCAGGAUAUAUUAAGAAUGAUUUUAAUUCAACAACAAAAAUAUAAAAAACCUAGUUAAAAUUGGCAAAAGACUUGAAUUUUUCCAAAGAUGAUAUAUAAAAGACCAGUGAGCACAUGAAAAAAAAUCAACAUCAUUAGUCAUCAGGGAAAUACACAAUGUGAUACAAAACAACUUCCACUAUGGUGGAUAUAAAAAAAGAAAAUAUGUGCUGAUGAGGAUCUGGAAAAUUGGAACUUUAUGCAUUGCUGAUGGGAAUAUCAAAUGGCACAGCUGCUGUGAAAAGUAGAAUGGUGGUUCCUCAAAAAGUUAAACAUAUGAUUACCAUAUGACUCAGCAUUUCCACUCCUAGAUAUAUAUCCAAGAGAAUUGAAAAUGGGCACUUGAACAAAUACUUGUGCAUUAGUUCGUAGCACAUAAAAGUGGGAAACAGUCCAAAUUUUCAUCAGUGGAUGAAUGAAUAAACAAAUGUGGUAUAUUCACAUAAUGAAUUGUUAUUUACACAUAAAAAGAUUGAAACACAGAAACUUGCUAAAAUGUGCAUGAACUUUGACAAUAUUAUGCUAACUGAAAUAAGGGGAAAAGUCACAUGUUGAAUUAUUCCUUGAAAUAUCCAAAUUAUGUAACUAUAUAGAGAUAGAAAGAAGAAUGGUCAUUGUCAAUGGGCUACAGAGAGCAGAAAAAUGGAUAUAUGUGUUCAAUUGAUAGAGGGAUUUCUUUUAAGGGGAUAAAGAUGUUUUCAAACUUGUUAUUCACACAACAUUGUAGAUUUACUAAAUGCUACUAAACUGUAAACCUAAAAUGAUUAAUGUGCAAAUCUUAAUAAAAUUUUUAAAAAAUGGAACCAAGUGAAAUUGGAUUUAUUGUGUGUCCUGCUCAUUUGCUUGCCUUUAUUAUAUACAUUUUAUGGCCCAGAAAAUUCUCCUUUUUAUUUUCUCUCCCUUCCAUUAGGAUUAGAUUGAUGAGGAAAAAUCAAAGUAGUUGUGAGUUUCUUUCUCAGCCUUUCUUUCCAGGUCAAAGAUGUUUUUGAUAAGAGGGGAGGGGCCCAGUGGAAUCACUGAUCUCAGUGAAAAUAUAAUUACAUUGACUGAAUAAAGCUGGUGAAUGGAGUUGAGGGAAGAAACAAAAUACAGGACGGAAAAAAAAUUUGUCUUGAGCAAAUGUGUUUAUGAAGUUGUCACUUAAGUACAUGGGAAAGGCUGGGAAUAAAGGAUAGGUUUGGUGACCAAAAGUCUUGAGUCCUCUUUGGCCUUGUUAAAUUUGAGAUACUUAUAAAUCAAUAGAGAUGUUAAAUAUACAAUUAAGUAUAUGACGUAUCUACUGCCUUUAGGGAGGAGGUUUAACUUCCAGAACUCGGUCUUUAACACUUUGAUUAGCUCUUAGCUUCUGAAAUCAUUUAUUCAUCAGCCUGUCAGUCAGCAUGCAGCAGAUAUUGGGUUAGGCCACUGGAAUACAUAAAGACACAGUCUGUGUCCUUGAAGAUUUAAUGGUAGAGUGGGGGGAGAGGUACAUAAAAGUGCCAAUUAUAGAAGAGCAUGUCACAGACUACAAAAAGUUGAAGUACAAAGUGUGUUGAGGCAUAGGGGAAGGAACAAUUAAUUGUGUCUCUAGGAGUCUGGCAAGAAUUCACAGAAGAGGUGACAUUUGUGCACAACAGAAGCUUUUCUAGGACAAUGCUCUCUUCACCUGUAAUGUAUAGUAAAAUUACAGAGGAAUCCUAUGUAAAACAGAAGUUAUAGAUAUAACCUUUGUUAUAAAGGAUGAAUUAAGAAGAUUACCCAAAUUUCUGCUAUUGUAUUGAUAAAUUGUACUGAGAAUUUAUGACUCUUAAAAUCAAAGUCAUAAAUAUUCAAUUCUUCAAAACCUCUAUCCCACAGCCCCUGCCUUUCACUCUGUUCCCAAGUACAACACCUAUGGUGUACAACGCCCUCCUCACAUGGGCUGUGAGUAUGGGUGAUUACACUGAUCUCCUCUGUUCAGUGUUAAGUGUUAGGGGUUUCACCAUCCCCAUAACCCUAGGGUGUGAAUCCCUCCAUAAUCAAUGGGAUGAAUAGGGGGCUGUUGAAACACCCACACACAGGAAACCUGAUCCAGCUUAGUCCAGCCUCUAGUAGCCACAACUCCAACUGAGUCUCCCAUGGUAUCCGAGACACAUCUAUUCUGGACGAGUCCUUAGAUAUCAGACUUGUCCAAAGGCUACCUAGCCAGUUCAAUUCUACAAGCAAACGCUGCACAUCUAUUGUGUGUUGACCUUAUUUUACUAAGCACUGAGUAUAAGGAUGAAUCGGACAUCUUCAAGGUGACAGAUAUGUAACCAAUAUUUUUCAUACAACACAGUAAAGGGCUCAGGGAGAGUUAUGUAGGAUGAAGUGGGACCAAAGGGAAUUUUCUGAAAGAGAGAUCAUUUGAAGAACAUAAAUACCACAAGGAAGAAGAUAAGGUCAGUUUGGGAGGUAGUUCAGAGAAAGACUAUGAGGAUCAAGUUUGCAGAACCUAUGAGUGUGACUCUAAGAAGCAGCUUGGUAAGCAGAGCACUUUCUCCCUCAUCUGACCCAUCUAUCUUAUCUCAUUUAUUUAUUAAUGUAAAGAUGUUUUGAAUACUCACUGUAUGCUAGUCAACAUUCCAGUUGCUGGAACUCACAUCUAGUAGGGAGAAAUAAACAAACAUUUAAGAAAAGCUCAGGUUAGGAUUUAAGCAAUGAUUGAAAUAAAUUUAAUGAUGCUAUAGAGAAAUUAGUUUGGGGGACACAAAUUUAGAUAGAUUUCUCAUGGAAGGAUUUCUGGUUAAUUUGAGCUGUGUAAAUGAUAAAUGACGUAUUAAUGGUAAGUAACAAAAAUCUAUUAUUAUUUUACAUAGAUCUGGGGUUUGAUUUGGCCUAAUUAGCUCUUCCAGCUUCUCUUGGUAUUUCUAUGUUGUUUCUCCAGCAUAAUAGUUUCUGCAUAGCUGGACUUUUUACAUGGUGGGACAGAGUUCCAAGGAACAUGUCCCUAGACAAAGACACAUAAAACCUUUCAUAUUUUUCCAGGACUAACCAUAGAAGUCACACAGUGACACUUUUUUUUUUUUUUGCUAUUCAUUGAGGCAGUCUCAAAGAGCCACCAAAUUUUGAAUGGACGUGGACUCUUCUUCUUGAUAGUAAAAUUGUCAAAGAAUUUGAAAACAUUUUUUAAAACACCCUGGAUGGACCACUGAGAAAUAGUGAAUCAGGCUGUGAGAAAUCUAGGAGAAGAACGUCAAGUUAAAAUAAAAUGGAGACUCAAGCCCCAAAGGCAAGAAAGGAACAGAAAGGAGGCCAUUGUUCCUAUAUUGUAGCAGGUAUAAAGGAGAAUAGAAUGGUUUGAAGCAGAUGGGGGACUUGGUUACAUAGUCUAUGAAAACAAUGUGGAUGUUAUUCAAAUACAAGGGAGAACCAAUCAAGAGUUUUAAGCAAUAAAAUGACAUAAUAGGAUUACAUAUACACACACAGUAUUAGUAUUGGUAUUUAUCUUUCUGUACCAGGUGUAUUUCACAUAGCACAAUGACCUCCAGGCUCAUCCAGAUUAUAUUUACUUCUGUAAUAAAUAGUAUAUGGCAUACAUAAAUUAAGAAAUAAAACAAACACUUUGUAUUCAUUACCCACCUUGAGAAAUAGAACACUGUGGGCUAGGGUUGUAGCUCAGAGGCAGAGCGCUUGCCUACCAGGUGUGAGGCACUGGGUUCAAUUCUCAGCACCACAUAUAAAAAAUAAAAUAAAUAAAGGUCCAUUAACAACUGAAAAAUUAAAAAAAAAAAAGAAUAGGACACUGUAAGUAACCUUAAAGCAUUCUGAGCACUCUUUAUCUAUUACAUUUCCAAUUUCCCAGAAGAAAUCACUAACCUGAUUUGUAUGUUAAUCAUCAUUUUGUUUUUCCUUUACAGGUUUACCAUGUACAUAUGUAUCCCUAAACAAUUUAUUGUCUUGGUUUGCCUAUUUUUUGACAUUUAUCAACAUGGAAUCAUAAUCUGUGCUGUAUGUAUUCUGACUUGCCCUUUUUGCUUUACAUUAUUUUUACCACCAUUAUUGAGGUACAAUUCAUAUGCAGUAAAAUGCACCCAUCUUUAAGUGUACAGCUAGGUGAACUUUUGAAAAUGUAAGAACUCAUGCAACAAGCAGCACAACUAAGAUACAAACAUUUGCAUUAUUCAAAAAAGUUCAGUCAUGCCCCUUCCCAGGCAGUGUUUACCUCUGAUUUCUGGUCCUUGGCAAUCAUCAAUUGCUUUUUCUAGCCAUAGAUUAGAAUUUUAUUUUUUAGAAUUCCAGAUAUCUAGGAUCAAAUGAUAAUAUUCUGUCUUCUUCACUCUACCUGAAGAUUUUAUAUUUAUUCAUACUACAUGACUUAGUAAAAUGUUCCUUUUUUAUUGCUAGGUACUAAUCCAUUGUUUAAACAAAGCAAAAUAUGCUUAAUAUUCACGUAUUGAUUGGCACUUGAUCAGUUUCAAGUUCCUGGCUAUUUUGAAUAAAGCUGAUGAUGAUACUCACAAAUAGCCAGGCGUGGUGGCACAUACCUAUAAUCCCAGCCAUCCAGGAGGCAGAGGUAGGAGGAUCAUAAGUUUGAGAUCAUCCUGGGAACUUAUUGAGACCCUGUCUCAAAACAAAAAAUUUAAAAAGAACUGGGAAAUAGCUCUGUGACAGAGUGCUUGCCUAGCGUGGAUCAGGCCCUGCCUUCAAUCCCCAGUGCUGAAAAAACUCUCAUGAACAAAUCAUGAGUUAGAUAUAGGAUUUUAUUUUUCAAAAUUUGAUUAUUUAUAUCAUCAUUGGACUGGAAGAGUUUUAAAAUUCAUUCUGAAUACACACCAUUUAAUAUGUAUCUUGAAGAUAUGUUAUUCCAGUCUGUGACUUGCAUUUUCAUUUUCUUAAUGGGAUCUUUUGAAGAGCAGAGGUUUUGCUUUUGAAGAAUCCCAGGGGUUGUUUUUGUUUGUUUGUUUGUUUUCUACUUUACAUUUUUUGCUUUUGGUGUCUUAGAGAAUUUUCACCUGUACCAAUGUUGUCCACAUUUGCAUAUUACAUUUUCUUCAACAAGUUUUAGAGUUUUACCUUUUACAUUUAGGUCCAUGAUCGAUUGUGAAUUAAUUUUUGUGUAUGGUAAGAGGUAAUGGUCAAGAUUCAGUUUUUCCCAGACAGACACAGUUAACUCUAGAAUGACUCAUUAAACAGACUAUCAUUUCCCUAUUGAAUUAACUUAAUACUAUGGUUGAAAAUCAAUUUACUCUACACAUGUAAGUCUAUUUUUGGAUUCUAUUUUGUUCUACCAUAUGCCACUAUCACACUGUAUGAUAAUCUUUUUAGUAUGUCUUCAAAUUGGGUAGUAUAAGUCCUAUAAUUUUGUUCUUACUUUUACAAGAUUGUUUUGGCUAUUUCAGAUUUUUUGCCUUUCUACAUACAUUUUAGAAUUUUGCUUGCAAAUUUCUGCAAAUGUAAUUCCUGAGAUUUUGGUCAGAAUUGAGUUGAAUAUUUAAAUCAAGUUUGGAGAAAUUGAUAUUCUGACAAUAUUGAGUCUUUCAAUGCAAGAAUAUGGUUUAUCUAUCUAUCUAUUUAUUUAUUUAUUUAUUGUUCUCUGAGCAGUGUUUUUUUUUGUUUUGAGUUUUCAGAUUGUAUACAUAUUCAGUUAAACUUACCCCUAAGUGUUUCACAUUUUUUCAUGCUAGUUAAAAUGACAUUUAAAAUUCCAAUUUACAAUUGUUUAUUGAAAAAUAUGGAAAUAAAAUUUACUUUUCAUGCUGAUCUUAUACCCUUUGACUUCUGUUAAAUUCACUUCUAAUUUUUAUUUAUUUAACAUUGUAGAUAUUUUCUACAUAUAAAACCAUGUGAUCUAUAAAUAGUUUUGUUCUUUAUUUUCUUGUCUGCAUUCUAUUCAUUUAUUUACUUUUUAUUUAUUGUUUUUAUCAAACUGUUAGGAAUUCCAGCACAAUGCUGAAUAUGAGUGGGGGUGGUGGUUGUCAUAAUUGCCUUAUUCUUGAUCUAGAGGGAAGGAAUAUUUAGUCUCUCACAAUAUUUAAUUAUGAUGUUGAUGGUGGUUUUUAAAAAAUAGAUGCACUUUCCUAACAUCAUAGUCUAAUUCUAAUUUGAAUCUUUUAUUGGAUGUUGAAUUUUGCCACGUAAUUUUUCUGGGUCCCUUGAGAUAACCACAUGGUUAUCUUUUAUAUGUACUUAAUAUGGUAAAUUACAGUAUUUUUAAUGGUAAGUCAAUCUCAUAAUAUUGGGAUAAACUUCAUUUAGUCAUGAAACGUUAUUGGUUUUUAUAUAUUGCUUAGUUUGCUUUGCUAAAAUCUUUUUAACAUUUUGUUCAUGAGGGAAAUUGGUUGGUAGUUUACUUUUUAUUAUGACUAUAUCUGGUUUGAUUCAGUUUAAGAGAGACCUCAUAAAAAUCAGAGUGCUUGUGUAGAACUGGUAUGAAUUCUUCCUUAAAUCAGCAACAAAGCCACCUCAUCCUGGAGUUUUCUUUCUCCCUCUCUUCCCUCCCCUGCCUUCCUAUCUCUUCUCUUUCUCUCCUUGUGGUAUUGGGGAUUGGAUCCAGACAUCAUUACCCUAAGUACAUGUAUGAAGACAUCUCCAGCCCUUUCUAAAAGUUUGUUUUGAGACAGGGUCAUGGUAAACUGCCCUGACUGGCCUGGAACUUGUGAUCCUCCUACCUCAACCUCCCAAGUUGUUGGGAUUACAGGCAUGCACCACGCCCAGAUUUUUUUUAUUAUUGAUUUUUUUCACUUUAUUUUGACUAUUCAUUCUGAUCAUUGACAAUAUACUGAAACUUAUUUUGUGGCCAAAUACCUUGUCUAUCUUUGUGAAAAUUUUGUAGGUACUUCAAAAGAACAUGUAUUCUAAUGCUGUUGGGUGUAUUCUUCUAUAAAUGUCAAUUAGGUCAAGUUGGUUGAUAGUGUUUUCCAGAUUUUCUAUAUCUUACUGAUUUUUCUAUUUUAUCAGUUGUAGAGGGAGGAUUGUUAAAUCUCUGGCUGUAAUUGUCUAACUUCAGAAAAUUAUGAAGAAUUGUGUAUUUCUUUUUCCAUUUUUAUUUGCUUUAUGCAUUUUUAAAGGUUCUACAUUGAGUGCAUAAACAUUGAAGAAUGUUUUGUAUUUCUGAAAUUAACUAUUUCAUCAUUAUAAAAUAUCAUUUGAUUGUGGAGGAAAGCAGCUGCAGGCUCAUCUACAUUGUCACAAAUAAUAAUAUCACUACACACACAUUCUCUUUUUAAGGCUGAAUAGAAUUCUAUUGUGAAGAUUUACCACGUUUUCUUUAUCCAUUCACCUGAUGACAGAUACCUAGUUUGCUUCCAUAUCUUAGCUAUUGUGAAUAACGUUGCAGUGAACACAGGAAUGUAUAUAUCUCUUAAGCACACUGAUUUCAAUUCUUCUAGAUAUAUACCCAAAAGUGGAGUUAUUGGAUCAUAGGGCAAUUCCCUUUUGUUUUUCUUUUCCUUCCUUUCUUUUUUUUUUUGAGAAAACUCCAUAUUGUUUUCCAUAAUGGUGUAUUAAUUUGUAGUCUUACUAACAGUGAAAAUAUUUCCUUUUGUUUAUACACUCACUGACACUUGUUAUCUUUUGUCUUUUUCUUCUUUUGCUUUUGAUAAUAACCAUUCUAGCAAAUAUGAGGCAAUAUCUGAUUGUGGUUUUAAUUUUUAUUUCCCUGAUAAUUAGUGUUAUGGUUUGGAUGUGAAGUGCCCCCCCCCAAAGCUCAUGUGAGACAAUGCAAGAAGGUUUAGAGGAGAAAUUAUUGAGUUAUGAGAGUCUUAACCCAAAUGAUGAAUUAAUCACCAUUAAUUGAGUGGUAAUUGAAGUCAGGUGGGGCGUGGCUGGGGGAGGUGGGACAUUGGGGGCAUGGCUUUGAGUAUAUAUUUGUAUCUGGAAAGUGAAGAUCUCUCUCUCUCUCUCUUUGUUUCCUGAUCAUCAUGUGAGCCACUUCCCUCUACCACACUCUUCCACCAUGGUGUCCUGCCUCACCUAGAGCCCCAAGGAACGGAGCCUGCUGCCUAUGGAUUGAGACCUCUGAAACUGUAAUUAUCUUGGAAGAAUAAGACAAUAUCAACCCCGACCCCAAGAUGGCAGCACCCUGCGAAGUGGAUGUGGCAGCCUCCGGCGAAAGUGAUGGCCAGGGCAGGGGUUUUGGAUCCUGGCUGGACAGAUGGUUGGAGGUGCUGGGAGUGGACCAAGCCAUUUAUGGUGCCUACAUCCUUGGUGUCCUGCAGGAGGAGGAGGAGGAAGAGAAGCUGGAUGCUCUGCAGGGUAUCCUGUGUGCUUUUCUGGAAGAAGAUUCCCUCCGUAAUAUCUGCAAGGAGAUUGUGGAACGGUGGUCUGAAACUCAGAAUGUUGUCACCAAAGUGAAAAAAGAUGAGGUACAGGCCAUUACUAUCCUCAUUGAGAAGCAGGCACAGAUUGUAGUGAAGCCAAGGGUAGUGUCAGAAGAGGAAAAACAGAGAAAAGCUGCCCUGCUGGCCCAGUAUGCUGAUGUAACAGAUGAAGAAGAUGAAGCAGAUGGAAAGUAUGAUUCAGGUGCCACCAUGAUGAACGUUAGUUCUGACAAAUCUCUGUUUCGAAACACCAAUGUAGAAGAUGUCCUCAAAGCUCAGAAAUUGGAGCGAGACUCACUUCGGGAUGAAUCCCAAAGGAAGAAGGAAGAGGACAAGCUACAGAAGGAGAAAGACAAACUAGCCAAGCAGGAACGCAAGGAAAAGAAAAAGACACAGAGAAGGGCACGAAAGUGAUAACCCUGACCUGUUUAAUUCUUUCUCCACAUCAAGAACUUGAUCAAAGGGAAAACUGAUUUUGCAUUAUGUGUAUUUAAGAGACAUGGUAGAAUAUUGCAUAGUGAUGUCCCAAAACAUUUCCACUUUUGUUUGCAUGGUCAAAAGGAAAGUCACAAUCACUUCUAAUAGCAAAAUUUGCCUUAUUUUGGUGGUGUGGGUGACCAGAUUACUAUAAUUGAUGUCUUUAACAAAGAGCUGCACUGGGGCAAUCUUUACAUUUAAUACAGAAGUUUUGUGUUCCUUUGGCUCCUUUUUAUUUUAAUUUGUUAUAUAUGACAGCAGAAUGCAUUAAAAUUCAUAUUACAUAUGUAGAGCACAAUUUUUCAUAUCUCUGAUUACACAAAGUAGAGUCACACCAUUCAUGUUUUCAUACACGUACUUAGGGUAAUGAUAUCCAUCAUAUUCCACCAUCAUUCCUACCCCCAUGGCCCCUCCCCUUUCUCUCCCUCCCCUUUGCUCUAUCUAGAGUUCAUAUAAUCCUCCCCCAUGCUACCCCUCCCAACCUCACCAUGAAUCAGUCUCUUUAUAUUAGAGAAAACAUUCAGCAUUUAUUUUUUGGGGAUUGGCUAACUCCACUUAGCAUUAUAUUCUCCAACUCCAUCCAUUUACCUGCAAAUGCCAUGAUUUUAUUCUCUCUUUUGUUGAGUAAUAUUCCAUCGUGUAUAUAUACCACAUUUUUCUUUAUCCAUUCAUCUACUGAAGGACAUCUAGGUUGGUUCCACAGUUUAGUUAUUGUGAAUUGUGCUGCUAUGAACAUUGACAUGGCUGUGCCCCUGUAGUAUGCUGGUUUUAAGUCUUUGGGUAUAAACCAAGGAGCGGGAUAACUGGGUCAAAUGGUGGUUCCAUUCCCAGUGUUCCAACGAUUCUCCAUACUGCUUUCCAUAUUGGCUGCACCAACUUGCAGUCCCACCAGCAAUGAAUGUGUGUGCCUUUUUCCCCACAUCUUCUUUUGGCUCCUUUUUUUAAUAAAAUGUCUUCUCUUGCCUUGAAUAAGUUUUCCAU
Molecule: messenger RNA, 10904 nt
Organism: Marmota monax (woodchuck)
Lineage: Eukaryota; Metazoa; Chordata; Mammalia; Rodentia; Sciuridae
Product: coiled-coil domain-containing protein 43-like
Exons: 2
Coding region: 9198-9860 (220 amino acids)
Source: RefSeq, a predicted model, not a curated record